Messenger RNA from Brassica napus (rape), 1656 nucleotides. Its product is annotated as serine/threonine-protein kinase dst1-like. Gene Ontology annotation, biological process: protein phosphorylation. The transcript has 19 exons. Gene Ontology annotation, molecular function: protein serine/threonine kinase activator activity; ATP binding; protein kinase activity. The record is from RefSeq and is a predicted model, not a curated record. NCBI's taxonomy places the organism in Eukaryota, Viridiplantae, Streptophyta, Magnoliopsida, Brassicales, Brassicaceae. The coding region runs from base 1 to 1635 and encodes 544 amino acids.
AUGACUGAUGUAUGCGAGACACUUGAGGAUAUUGUUUGUAAACUUAUAUCAGAGAAUGGUCUGAAAGCUGGUAUUGCUUUCCCUACAGGGUGCUCUUUGAAUUGGGUUGCUGCUCAUUGGACACCAAACUCCGGAGACAAGACUGUACUUCAAUACGACGAUGUUAUGAAAGUGGAUUUUGCAACACAUAUCGAUGGGGACAUCUCUCUAGCAUCUCAGUUAAAGGCUUCUCUGAUCCAGCCAGGAAGUGGAUACGAUUCCAAGGCUGAUAUUUGGUCUUUUGGAAUAACUGCGCUGGAGUUGGCUCAUGGUCAUGCACCUUUCUCAAAGUAUCCACCCAUGAAGGUACUCUUAAUGACGAUUCAAAAUGCUCCCCCUGGCCUUGAUUAUGACCGUGAUAAGAAGUUUUCAAAGUCCUUUAGAGACAUGGUAGCGUUAUGUCUGGUGAAGGAUCAAACAAAAAGGCCAACCGCUGAAAAGUUGUUAAAACACUCGUUUUUUAAGAAUGCAAAGCCUCCAGCGAUUUGUGUGAAAAAGUUAUUUGCUGAUUUGCCACCUCUCUGGACACGUGUUAAAGAUCUUCAGGAUAAGGAUGCUGAGCUUGCUUUGAAAGGACUUGACCAGGAAGCUAUAUCAAAGAGUGAAUACCAAAGAGGAGUAAGUACUUGGAACUUCAAUAUUGCAGAUUUGAAAGAACAAGCAGCUUCGCUAGAUGAUGAUGACAUCCUAGAAGAGGGUAUGGAAGAAGAUGAUUAUUUUGUCCAACAGUUGCGUAAUAAGACCAGUGACAGAGGACAAGUGCUCUCAGAAGAUAUCAACGGAAAGGAAAAAGUUUCAGAUUCUUUCAGUUUAACUGCUUCUCCUGUUGAACCAGCAACGCCAAGUCCAAAGCACGGUAUCCCACAGGCCAAGGCUAAGUCAGUGAGAGUCCAGGCUCAUGAGAGUGGACCACAGAAAGGCCAUGUUUAUGCAAGGCCGGCUGCAUCAUCCCGUGUAGAACCUAGCUUUAGCGGAGCAUUGAGUCUUCCAAAGCGUGCUUCAGAAAACAGUUUCUCAGCUCCUAGCAAAUCUUCUGGAGGAUUCCGUGAUUCUCUGGCUGACAAGUCAAAGGCUAAUGUGGUUCAAACCAAAGGAAGAUUCUCAGUAACAUCAGAGUACUUAGAUCUUGCAGGGGCACGCCCUUUGAGAAAAUGUACCAGUGUUGGUAUACUCGAAUCUAAAAUGCCCAUCAAGGAGUUAAUUAGUCGUCCUGCGUCUCCUUCGCCUCCUUCGUCUCCUUCGCCUCCUUCGUCUCCUCCGUUCAUCAUGCCUCAACUUCAAAAUUUGGUCCUUCAAACUUCAAAACAACAGGAGCUUAUUAUUAAUCUACUGAAAAACUUACAAGUUACUGAUGCAACAGAUGGCUCUCAAAAUGGAAAGUUAGCACUUUUGCCUCGAGGAUCUGACAUCAAUGGAAGUGUUGUUGAACCAAUAUCUUCAGAGAGAGAAAGAUUACUGCUUAACAUGAUCUCUGAGCUUCAGUCUAGGAUGAAAGAGGUGACUGAAGAACUUGAAGAAGAAAAGACAAAACACGCACAACUGCAGCAGCAAUUGAAAUCACUACUGAGCUACGCAGAAGCUUAUGCAGAAGAGUAAAAGUAUAAUUUUGUACUAAAA